AUGUCGUCGCAAAGUCAACAACCCAACAUCAACACUCUGUUGCACAACAUGCGUGCACAGAUUUUGGCGUUGACCACACAACUCACCGAGCUGCAGACACACCCCCCUGCAGCAACCCCCUUGGUCGAGAUGAAGUUCAAUAAGAAAGUUGAAGUCGUCGCUGACCCUGGUGCCUUCAAGGGAGACAAAGUGCAAUUUGCCAAGUGGUGGAUCAAGCUCCAAAUUUGGGUCAAGGCAAACUGGGAUGCAUUUGCCGACAAUUUUGAGGUAGCCACUGCAGUGCUAUCUCGACUAAAAGGACCUGUGGCAGGUCGGUACGCCCAAGUUAGAAUGCAGGAGUGCUACACCACGGGAGUGUGGCCUGUCUGGGAUGAUCUCAAAGUUGAGAUCGAAAAGUAUUUCAAACCGCAAGCUGAGCGUGACUGGGCGUGUCAGCAGAUCCGUACCUUCAAGCAAGGAAACAUGAGGACAGAUGAUUUCGUAACCCAGUUCCUGGCCCUCUCUAUCCAAGGGGGCUUAGGUAAUGAACAUGCAGUGGAACUGCUGGAACACAAUGUGAACCCCCACAUUGCAGAACAGCUCUAUCUGCAGGAUAUGAGGAGGCGCCAGGCGCGCCAAUUAGAAGCUGAAAAGUCGGAUGAUCGGCUCAACACUCUGGCCAGUCUUUUGUACGACAAAAUCCGGGCCUUCUUUUACGACCAACAGGUCAAUGAGAUGAAAGCUCAGGGAAAAGAGUUCGAAGCUUAG
This is a messenger RNA of Serpula lacrymans var. lacrymans S7.9, 747 nucleotides long. RefSeq lists its product as uncharacterized. The coding region runs from base 1 to 747 and encodes 248 amino acids. The record is from RefSeq and is a predicted model, not a curated record. NCBI's taxonomy places the organism in Eukaryota, Fungi, Basidiomycota, Agaricomycetes, Boletales, Serpulaceae. The transcript is spliced from 2 exons.